UUAACAUCUCUGGCAUUCAACAAGUACUAGACACAACUAAGCAAAAGAGAGUGAAGUGAAAGAAGAAAAAAAACAAUGGAGACAACCUCAGCCCCGGAAGAGAUCCCCGUGGUCGAUCUAAGUAACCUAAACGAAGACCUCGUGGCUCGUGCGGUGGUGAAAGCAAGUGAAGAGUGGGGGAUUUUCCACGUGGUUAACCACGGGAUCCCUCAGGAGCUGAUAAUACGGCUGAAGGAAGUGGGAACCGAGUUCUUCCAGCUUCCAGAGGAGGAAAAGAAAGCCCUAGCGAAGCCAAAAGACUUCAGAAACACGGAAGGAUACAUAGCAAAUUUAAAUGGCUGGGCAGAUCAUCUCUACCACAUGAUCUGGCCACCGUCUAGAGUCAACUACAGAUUCUGGCCUAAUAACAUUCAAGAUUACAAGGAAGUGAACGAGGAAUACGCAAAGGAGAUAAAGAAGCUGUCGGAGAAAAUCAUGGGGUGGUUGUCUGAAGGAUUAGGGUUAGGUCGUGAGGCGUUGAAGGAAGGUCUUGGUGGAGAAACUGUGGAGUAUCUGAUGAAGGUUAUCUUCUAUCGGCCGUGUCAAGAUCAAGAUGUGAAGUACGGAACUCCGCCUCAUACUGAUCUUAGUGGGAUCACGUGCUUGAUCGCUAACCAGGUUUACGGACUUCAGGCGUUUAAGGAUAACAACUGGUUCGACGUCAAGUAUGAUGACUCCAGGAUCGUCGUCAUCAUUGGCGAUCAAGUCCAUAGGAUGAGUAAUGGAAAGUAUAAGAGAGGUGAGCAUAGGGCGACGUUGGAUAAGGAGAAGACGAGAAUUUCGUGGCCGGUUUUUGUGGAUCCUAAUCUUGAUCACGUUGUCAGACCUCUGCCGGAACUAAUCUCCUGCGACGAUAAUGCUCCCAAGUUCAAGCCUUAUAUCUUCAGAGACUACAAAUUUCAUAUCUGGAAUAGACUUCCUCUCGACUGAGAUAAAGACUCAUGACCAAGAAACAGAGGAGAGACAACAUUAUUGUAUUGAUUCAUCACAAGAGGAAUCUCAUAAUGUAUUGCUUCGUUAUUGGAUUAUUGCGCCUUGCAGUUGCUAAUAAAUCAUUAUUGUUGAAGUUAAAGUGUUGUGUUUAUCGUGUUGUAUAUAUUUUAAUAUCAUGGAUUUGAACGG
This is a messenger RNA of Eruca vesicaria subsp. sativa (arugula), 1161 nucleotides long. Lineage: Eukaryota; Viridiplantae; Streptophyta; Magnoliopsida; Brassicales; Brassicaceae. The record is from the annotation of a GenBank genome assembly.